AUGCGAACGCAACGCACCGUCAUCACAUACUCAAUCGUUCGGCCGACCUCCUUGCGACCAUCGCCGAAGAACGCCGGACGGCGUUGGGACGGCGACUUGCAAUACUUCCAGUCUUCGUCUUCACGACCAAGAUUUCUUGCCCCCUACUGUCACUCCCUUAGAAUCGUUCGCAUAUUCUAUACAACCUUACUCGCAUCCUACAUCAGCGAAUCCGCCGCGCGCUUGCGGCGCUAG
Molecule: messenger RNA, 234 nt
Organism: Peniophora sp. CBMAI 1063
Lineage: Eukaryota; Fungi; Basidiomycota; Agaricomycetes; Russulales; Peniophoraceae
Source: the annotation of a GenBank genome assembly